AUGGGCGACACGACACAACGGCCAGUCAACCCCAGCCAAUCCAAUCCAGCAUCCACCGCCCCAGCCAGCCAGCGGAUGGGCCACAGCGAAGCCAAACAAGGGAACCGCAACCACAUGCCACGGCCACCAUCGUCAUCGCUGAUGGAGCAGAAAGAGAAGACGAAGAGGGAAGAGUGGCGGGCACGGGCCGUGUCCUUCCUUGUCUUCAUCGGCGCAGCCCCAAACACGGUGCACAGCGCGCAUGCACACGCACGGCCAUCAUCACAGCAGCACCAGUGGCAGCAGCGAGCUACCCUGCCUGUGAGGCAAGAAGAAACCAACCAAAGACGAACAACGAUGACCGGUGGUGCUGCACAUCGCAUGGGGAAGGCUGAUGAUGAUGAUGACACAGAGUAG
Messenger RNA from Salpingoeca rosetta, 396 nucleotides. RefSeq lists its product as uncharacterized. Bases 1 to 396 code for a protein of 131 amino acids. The transcript is spliced from 3 exons. The record is from RefSeq and is a predicted model, not a curated record. Lineage: Eukaryota; Choanoflagellata; Craspedida; Salpingoecidae.